UUCAAUUUUUCAGGAUAAUUCUGGUCUCUACAAAAACCUUCUACAAGAGUUGGUUCAAAAAUUGGUUCAAAAAGAAGGAUUUUCUCUACCGGUUUAUGAUACAAAUAGAUCUGGUGAAGGACGUGAAGCAAUUUUUGUUUCAACUGUGGAGAUACGGGAGGUUUUUAAAGGACAUGAAGCAAGGACCAAAAAGCAGGCGGAGAUGAAUGCAGCAAAGAUUGCUUACACUACUCUGAAAGAGCAUAUGCAGCAUUUUUACAAGAACCAGCUGCAAAACUAUGCUCAAAAGAGAAAUCUCCGUCUACCUGUGUACUCUUGUGAACGUGAAGGCCCUCCUCAUGCCAGUCACUUCAGGUGUAAGGUCACAGUUGAUGGACAGACCUAUGAGAGCCCAGAAUUCUUUUCCACAUCGAAGGAUGCUGAACGUGCAGCUGCAAAAGUCGCUUUGACAUCAUUGGUGCCAGAUGGAGCUAAAGAGGAUAAUUCUGGUCUCUACAAAAACAUUCUACAAGAGUUGGUUCAAAAAGAAGGGUUUUCUCUACCAGUUUAUGAUACAAAUAGAUCUGGUGAAGGACAUGAAGCAAUUUUUGUUUCGACUGUGGAGAUACGGGAGGUUUUUAAAGGACAUGAAGCAAGGACCAAAAAGCAGGCGGAGAUGAAUGCAGCAAAGAUUGCUUACACUACUCUGAAAGAGCGUAAGUCAGGUCAGGGCCCCUUGAUUGUAUCUCCUGCGCACAAAGGAAAAGAAACUCCUGAGAUCUCAUCUUCUAGCUUGCAACCAAAUGUCACUGCUGAUCUGCAACAGCUUGUUGGAGCUACCAUGAAUUUGAACCUAUGCACCAUUGCUGAAAGGCAAGCUGGGGAGGACAGAGGACCUGAUACCAUUAUAACAUGUAACGGAGGUUCUUCGGUGGACGCUUCAUAUGGCUAUGCACCAGAUACACUCUUCUCUACCCCUUGCAAGUCUGAAAAUGGCCUAUCUUCACAUUCUUCAACUAAUUUGGUUAUGGACUCAAGUCUUGUGCCACCAGCUGAAACAAUUAUCUCAUCUUGUAAAAGAAUAUUUGUUCACCCGCGCCUGCCAAGCAUGACAAUUCCUAAGGGCUACACUAUAUUGCCCAAGAGUGAUGACAAAUGGGUUGCUUUCUCCCCUAAUUGAGAUAGCAGGCUGACCAGUUUUGUUUCUAAUGACCAUUUAGUGAUAUUUAUGAGCUCACAAUUGUACAUGUACAUUUAUAAACACUAGAAGGUUGCCUGCGCGUUGC
Molecule: messenger RNA, 1265 nt
Organism: Quercus lobata
Lineage: Eukaryota; Viridiplantae; Streptophyta; Magnoliopsida; Fagales; Fagaceae
Product: double-stranded RNA-binding protein 1-like
Exons: 5
Coding region: 203-1159 (318 amino acids)
Molecular function (GO): double-stranded RNA binding
Source: RefSeq, a predicted model, not a curated record